GCAGCGGGCCACCUUAGGUGGGCCCCAUCGACCAUAGGCCGACCGUUUGCUUCUUCGGAAUGGUUUCAUCAGACCCAGCACACAUAGCCGGACCUGACUGACACGCAACUCUAUUAAUGGAUUUUUUUUCUUUGGAAGGCAAACUGUUUAUCAAAUCCUGCCUCGGGUGAAUCAGCUGGACAAAUAGGGACCACUGAGACUAUAUCACCCCCGAGCACGGUUGAGCAAUAGACUGCACCAAUCGACAACUUCAUCCGUGGUGCAAUGUUGAAUCAACUGCCAUGCCUGCCAACUCCGAAAAGCUUUAUAACUGUCUGCGACACCGCCUUCCCGUCUGCAGACAUAGUUUGCUGGUGGAGCUAGGUGUCAACCCAACAUGGAAUCGCUGCGUUACAUUUGCUGGAUGUUCUGUCUCGUGCAGAUCGCUACCGUCAAGGGCCGACCGGACUUUGGCACUUCCUUCCAAUUCUCGGCUUCCUCUACCAUCGGCCGGAUAUCGGGUGAGAUAUCCAGCCUGUUUGCCACGAUCGAUGAUACGCUAAACUUCAUGAUCUCCGGCGCGAUCCCCGACAGUGCAAUGAAGCGCGAGCUGAUGGCAGCGUUUACCGAAGACUUUUCGAUCAGCGCAAAAGCCAUCACAGACCUGCUCCAGGAGGCUCCUAGUAGUACGUCCAGCAUGGACACAACAUUGAGUACGGUCCGCACGGCCUACAACAAUUUCACGACCUAUUAUAACGCCAAUGCAAACAGUUUUCUGCAGAGCACCUCGCAAAGCUUUGGUAACUAUCUAACCACGGAGCUUUACAGUGGGUUGGAACACUUUAUGCAAGGCAUUUUGCCACUGUCAACUGCCCUGGGCAUGCUGCAAACAUCGCUCGAUAGUGCCUCCGCGGCUGAGGAUGUACCGAGCGAACGAUUCCGAAUGCUUGUCCGGGCUUUGCGACUCUUGAAGGCGCACGUCCCGCUCAUGGUCUACUCAUUCCAGCGGGUCGGUGUGAACCUUCAAACGGCAGACACAUUUUACGCCACCUUCAAGCAACACCAGCAACAGCUGCCGGCUGAAUUUAUGGCCGAAACGGUUGCCUUCAGCGCGGAGCUGUCCACGAUGGAGGAAGCCGUUGAGGCGAAGCUGAGUGGUGUCGAGGAAUCGUUCAACUACACCGUCACUCAGAUCGAAACCGAACUAACCGGGGAUGUGCAGAACCAGGUCGGGUUUAUGCAGUUUCAGACCGCACUGAAAACCUUCGCCAGCCUGCGUUCCUCGUUUGUAAAGAACCUGAAAGAGUCGAUAGUAGUAGGAAGCACGGCCUACCGCGCAUCGGUGGUGGCUUUAGUCAGCCAAACGUAUUACUUCGAUAGCUCCGUCCCGCUGGACUCUGCGGCCCUAGACCUGGUCACGCUUCUCAUCCAGUCCAACGUGUUCGACAAGGUGUGCUACAACAAAUUUGCCGCCCUGGUGGCCGAUCUUCCCACUUUGGGACCGAUUCGAUUAGCCGAAUGUCUCAAUACGGAGCUGCCAAGGUUACGCAAACUGGAGGCAAUGAUCGAAACGUACGGGCUAAUGGUGUCGUACGAUGAUAAGGAUCUGUGGCACAACUUGAGACCCUGCCGAAGUGAAUUUGCCGCAAGCAGCUGUAUAUCCGAGGUCGGCGCAUUCUAUCCCCGACUGGAGGCUGCACGCGACGAUGACGGUGAGACCUGGGCUGGAAACUUCUUCACAGCGGCAUUAUCUGCCAGCCUGCACCGAAUCGGGCUCUGCUUCCUCAAGACGAAUUUCUUCACAUUCCAAAGACAGGUGCCUACUUUUAAACGAAACAUUGCGAGUUGCUUCAGUGGAUUGUAAUGAGCUUGUGGCCGUAUCGAUUGCCGAAGGAUUUAAUAAA
This is a messenger RNA of Anopheles stephensi (Asian malaria mosquito), 1883 nucleotides long. RefSeq lists its product as uncharacterized. NCBI's taxonomy places the organism in Eukaryota, Metazoa, Arthropoda, Insecta, Diptera, Culicidae. The transcript is spliced from 3 exons. Bases 377 to 1843 code for a protein of 488 amino acids. The record is from RefSeq and is a predicted model, not a curated record.